AUGCCCCUCGCGCUGGGCGGUUGGUCGCCCCCUCGCACGCCCCGCAAGCAGCAGCGCAACGCCUCGACCACGUUCGCGACUUCGCCUUCCCCUUCUGCUCCGGACUUGACUCGGCGCUCCCCGCUCAAGCGCCUCGUCGACGACGCGGCGGAAAAGGCAGACGACGCCCAGCUCGAGCUGCACGCGCUGCGCAAGAUCAGCUCGCGCCCCACGCUCGCCGAGUCAGUCUCGUCGUCGUGGGAGACGCCGUCACCCACCCGCGGGCGAGGCAAGCCGCUACCUCUCUUCCCCGCUGUCGACAGUAUCGACGGCGACUUCGAGGUUCAUGCUGCCCCGCGCAGGACCGGGCCUUGGCCUUCCUCGCCGGCCUCGACGCGCCCGCCAACGCCCCGCAUCGUCCUCGACCACACGGCCUUCCCGCACAUCCUGGACGCGAUAAUCGACUAUGCGCCAAGCCCGGCCCUCGCCGUCCUCCGCGGCACCUCGCGCGCGAUGAUGCUGCGCUGCAGCGCAAAGCUGUACGCCCAUGUGUGGCUGCACGCCGACCGCCCGAGCGACACUUCCUACGACGUCGAGUUCUUCUACCCCGGCUCCAAUCGGCGCCGGCUCCCAGGGCUAAAAUACGGCUUCUGGGCCUCGGCAUCAGAGACAGAAGUCACCCUCUACCGCCUGCACACGUUCACCCGCGCGCUCGAUAUCGACUUCUCCGACGCCUCAGGCAUCGACGUUGCGUGGAAGCGCCUCCUCGCCCCCGGCGAGCUCAAAGGCGCGCUGGGCAACGUCUCCGUCCUGCGCCGGCUGAACCCCGCCGGCGAGAUACGCAUUCAUAACCCGCCGAUAUGGCAGGUCGGGGACGGCGUCCACGGCCGCCUGCGCGCGCUGCCCGCCAUGACGGUGCCGACCGAGGUGUCGUUCUACGAUGUUGCCAUGGCGCCGCCGCCGGACGCGACGAUCCCAGGCUAUCCCGUCCGCCUGUCGCUCAUGCCUGCCGGGACGGACACGGCGAUUAUCGUGCUCAACUUUCAAGAAGGCGGGCGAUACAUCCCAGUCCAGGAGCAGCACUACUCGUUUUUCGCGGCCCGCGACCUCGUGCUCGUCCUCACGACGCCACCUAACACCUCCCCACCUUUUGCGAGCAAGAGCUACCCCAUUCUCGGGCUCAUCGUGCUCCUCCUCACGGGUGUCUUGUCCCCCGCGUCAAAUUCAUCUGGUGCGGACCACUCGGUCUCGAUUGGCCCCGUCGAGAUGCUCGAUCCCAAGUUCUUCAGCAGGCCGGACCUUUCGGUCGACGAGAAGCGCGGCGAGAUGCGCCGCUAUCUUGAGCACGAGACCAUCACCGUCAGCGAUGCUCCCCGCAAUCAGAUUCUCCAGAGUGUGGAGUUUUACUCCCUCGAUGAGAUGAGGGACAAGGUCGGCCACGACGUCUGGGAGUGGACAAUGGUGCCCCGUUCCCCGCGCACGGUCUAG
Molecule: messenger RNA, 1467 nt
Organism: Vanrija pseudolonga
Lineage: Eukaryota; Fungi; Basidiomycota; Tremellomycetes; Trichosporonales; Trichosporonaceae
Exons: 1
Coding region: 1-1467 (488 amino acids)
Source: RefSeq, a predicted model, not a curated record